This is a messenger RNA of Salvia splendens (bonfire salvia), 1388 nucleotides long. RefSeq lists its product as uncharacterized. The transcript has 2 exons. The record is from RefSeq and is a predicted model, not a curated record. Bases 426 to 1295 code for a protein of 289 amino acids. Lineage: Eukaryota; Viridiplantae; Streptophyta; Magnoliopsida; Lamiales; Lamiaceae.
UCGAGGAGAAGUUAGUUGUACCUUAAGUGCACAUGAAUAACACCAACAACUGUAUGACCAAAAACCUUAAAGUAACCUUGAAAACAGAGGUGGGGGCACUUUGCUUGGCUAUGUCAAAAAGAAGUAUGAAUCACCUCUAUUAAGAUACUAUCACUCAAAAACAAUUUAAUUUAAUAACAAUCACACGCUAAUCAUCAGCCUACUCAGUCACAAUCAUGUGCCUUUGAUUCCAUUCUCAUUCUUCCAUCUACAUCAAAUCCAUAGCAAAAGAGAAACAAGAAAUUGAGAAUGGAGUUGAAAAGUAGAGAGGCAGUUUCUAUGCUUGAAGGUGAAGGGAUUUGCAUAAGCAGAAUUCUUGCUAGAGAGUCUUCAGUGGGGCAAUCUUCACGUGUGUUUUAUCGAUCCAACGAAGGCAUUCCUUUUCGAUGGGAAAUGCAGCCAGGAAUGGCAAAGAAUCCACAGCAAGAAGAGCUGCCCCCGCCACUCAUGGCCUCCCUCUCCCCAAUCUCGAUGAGCCGGAGCCACCGCGGCUGAAAACCUCCAUGAUUUGGAGGCUGAAAAAAAGAAUCAUAAAGAAGGUGCGUGGUAUAAGAAACAAAGAGCAAGAGAGCUCUAGGUUCUCUUCAACCUCCGAUGUUUCCAUGGUCGAUUCUCCCUUCUGCUGCAGCCCUUGGAACAUUCCAGCCAUCCUGGAAGAAGGGAACACCAGAAUAUACUACUGCAACCUACACAAGAAUGCAUUCGCCGUGGAAGAAGGCGAUUUUUUUAUGAGCAGAAUUCUCUCCCAAGUUUCCGCACCGGAGCAGUUUUCCGGCCCGCUGCACGGCGGGGAUUUGGCAGCGGGCGUGCCGUUUGGAUGGGAGAUGCAUCCUGGCACGCCCAAGGAGGUGGCGGAGGAUGAGCUCAUCCCACCACCCAGCCCUCCGCCAGCAGCACAAAGCCUAUCACUGCCGCGGCCUGUGCCAGCUGGCAGAGAUAUGAAGACGAAGAGCUCGGCGUGGAAGAAGGCUUGGCUCUGGAUAAGGUGGCGCGGUGGGAAAACGAAAACAUUGAAAAUGCAGCAUGAGAUCAGCUUUAGGUAUAAUGAGAAAUGGGGUGUUGAUGAUGACCUUUCUUCUUCUUCUUCUUCUUCUCUUCGGAAAAUUUCCUCGGUUUCGUCGGUUGGGCCGCUGUCGAGAAGCGGCGGUUGGAGGGUGUCCAAGAUUAGGAGGAAUUUGGCGGGGAGAUUUGGGCCUUGGAAACGAAGAGAGUUGCUUGUUUUUGCAAGGAGAAAGUGGAACUCUUUAUCGUCGUAGUACUUGUUUGAUAGCCUAGAUAAGACCAAAGAUAUAUGAGUUAUAUGGACUUAUUUAAUUGUUUGGUCGAUAAAAUGAGGCAUAUGUUAGGCA